AGCAUGUUAUUCAAUGGCAUGAACGUUUUACAUCUUAUAAGAUUUAUGUGUGUUAAGCUAGAUUAAUUUAUAGCAAUUACUGUGAAUAUUAUCAAUUAUCGAAUUGUAAUAUAUUACUGUUGAAGUGGAUGUACAACAUGCAGAAUACAAAUUAUAAAAAUAGGGGUGACAAAAAGAAACUCUCUUGGAUCUACAGAAAGAAAACGAAAUUACAGAAGUCUAAUAAAUCAACAGAAAAUAGAAAUAAUGAUACAGACGAAAAUAAGAAGCCUAGAAUUAUUGUGCGUAAUUUAUCGUUUAAGGCAACGGAAAAUGACAUCAGAAAGUUUUAUGAACCAUUUGGUCAAAUAGAAGAAAUAAAUGUUCUAAAACGUGAGGAUGGUACCUUAGUAGGAUGUUGUUUCAUUCAAUUUAAAAAGUUAGAGGAUGCAUCAAAAGCAAUAUUUAAUACACACAAGAAAGAAUUUCAUGGUAGAGUAAUAAGCAGUAGUUGGGCAGUUCCAAAAUCUAAAUAUUGUGAAAAAUUGCAAGAAUUUAAAAAAAAUUCAGAAAAUACAGAAAAUUACAAUGCAGAGAAAUAUGAAGAAAAAGAACAAGAAGAAGAAGAAGAAGAAGAAGAAGAAGAACCAUUUAAAAGGGAGGAGUUUAUAAAAAGAAAGCAAGAAAGGAGAAAAGCUCUGAAGGAAAAAAAUCGUAAAAAAAGAGCAAGGAUUGUGAUAAGAAAUUUGUCUUUUCAGGUGACAGAAGAAAACUUAAAAGAACAUUUUUCUCAGUACGGAACAAUAGAAGAAAUAAAGCUUCUAAAAAGAGGCGAUGGGAAACACGUCGGAUGCGCAUUUCUGCAAUUCGAACUUGUACAAAGCGCAGCAAAGGCCAUACAUUAUGCCAAUUUGCAACCGCUUUUAAAUAGACCUAUCGUCGUUGAUUGGGCAGUGCCCAAGAAUAAGUUUUCUAAGGACGAUUCAGAGAAUGUAAAAGACGAUGUAGAAGUAAAAAUAGAAAAGGAAAGCGAUACGGAAGAAGCGCACGAAGAAUUAGGUAGUGAUAAAGAAUGUGUAGAUGCCGCAGGGAAUAACGAAUCCGAUAGUGAAGAUAUAACAUCGGAAAAUGAGGACGUUAUUUCAGAUGAGAAACUAUUGGAAGAUGACGAAGUAUCCGUAGAUGAUCAAAAAGAAGAUAUGGAUGAACAAACAGAAACAAAAGAUGUAAAGGAAACAAAACUUCCACGAUACGAGUCUCACGACGUUUCGGAGGGGAAGACCAUAUUUUUAAAAAAUUUACCAUUUUCUGUGAAAAACGAACAAUUGAAAAAUUACAUGCAACGAUUUGGACCCGUUUAUUAUGCACUUGUAUGCAUGGAUCCGCUCACUGAAUAUUCAAAGGGUACGGCUUUUGUUAAAUUCAAGAAUGUUGAGGAUGCUGACAAAUGUCUGUCAGCAGGAAAGGAGUUAGAAAUAGAGGAUCAAAUAGUCGAAGCACAAAAGGCGAUAGACAGAAACGAAAUCACCAAUAAAGCAAAUUUGAAGCAGGUUAAAUACAAAGAUUCCAGAAAUUUGUAUCUGGUGAAAGAAGGAGUUAUAUUGGCUGGAAGUCCAGCUGCUUCUGGAGUAUCAGCAGCAGAUAUGGCGAAACGAUUACAAAUAGAACAAUGGAAAUCACAGAUAUUACGAAAUUUUAAUAUGUUUGUAUCGAGGGCUCGACUAGUGGUUCACAAUAUACCACCUACUUUGGACGAUGCUAAGCUCAGAAAAAUUUUCGAAAAAUAUGGCCCAACAAACGCAAUUAUUAGAGAGGCACGUGUCAUGCGAAAUCUCAAAGACAUUGAUACGAAAGGAGUAGGAAAAUCGAAGGAGUAUGGAUUUGUUUCAUUUACAAAACACGAAGACGCGCUUCAAGCUCUGAGAAGCGUAAAUAAUAAUCCGAAUGUAUUUACUCCAAAAAAGAGACCGAUAGUGUCUUUUUCGAUAGAAAAUCGGAUUAUGGUGAACGCUAAACGAAGAAGAGUUGAAAAAAGUCGCGAGAACAAUCCUCUUUGGUCGGGAAAUAAAAUAAAAAGGAAAGGAGAAGACACAAAUGUAGAAGUUUCCACGAAAAAGUUGAAACCUGGGAAAGCAGACGAGUUGAACAAGAAACCAUACGCUGGAAUGGUUGGGAAACCGGGCGAAAAUAAAUUACGUUCGAAAUUUAAGUUGAAAACCCAAGCAAAGUUACAUAACGAGACGGUGAAGAAAGAGAAAAAAUUAAACAAAUCUUCUAAGAAGUUACAAGAAAAAAGAAAACAGAGGAAUGAAAAUAAAAAAGUAGUUAAGCCAAAACAAAGAACAAAGACAAACGCAGCUGACGCAAAUUUAGAUAAUCUUGUAAAUAUAUAUAGGGACAAAUUACAAUCUAUAGAAUUGAGAAAGUCUAAAUGGUACGAAUCACAGGAUUGAACUAUUCGUGUAUAGUAAACAUUAAAAAGCUAUUAAAAGGUUACUUGUCUCUGUUUGUAAUGUAAGAAUAAUAAUGUUUCAAUAUGUUUAAGUUUCAUGUAAUUAUAUUCAAUAGAAUUUUCGGUAAAAAAAUUUGCUACGGUCUUAAUUAUACGUCUGACAAAAUAGACAGUGUCUAGAAACAUAAGGAAAAAAGUAAGUAUUUAUAUUUAGUUUCGAGUUUCGAUAUCUCGCAAUGUUCCGGUUCCGGAUCCGGAUUCGGGUUUUGGGUUUUAAUGCAGAGAGAACAUUUAUCGAUGUUAAUUGAAUUUGUAAUAAGUUGUAUGUAAAUAAUCAUUUAGAAAACCCCUCUGGCCAAAUUAAAUGCUUGUGAAGUUUGAUCUACUUUGUAAAACACUGGUUGACGUUCUGUAGGGGUUAGGAUAUAUGUCUAACGCUUUGAAAGAAAUAUCGAAUGAAAGUAGACAGGGAUCUGCGUGGUAAAUUACACGUAACGAAGAGUUCUUUCAAAAUACACGAGUUUCGAUAAAUUCAAGUUUCCCCUCUUUGUGAUUUCCUCCCACUUCGAGUUGUCCCUUUCUUUGAGACGACUAUCAUGCUUGAAUAGUGUUUAACAGUUGGCGGGAAUCGUUGAAGAAUAAAAGUGUAUCUCUUACCUUAGUUCUGAUCGAGAGUGUUCCCAUUCGUAAAGUAUUCAUUGUGCGCGAUACACGUACCCAGAAAAUCGACUAUAAAACUCGUUAUGCGUGAUAGUUAAUUUUAAACAACGUGGUCGAAUGUCAUACAAACUGGUUAAUAAAUUAAUUUACCCGAAUUUUAUCUUUACCGAAAUCACUGAUUGCGAUAGCAUGUUCGUGUCAUUUGAGAACGAACGUUUCGAACGACAGCACGUAGACUUAUAAUUGUGUCGUAUUAAACUUUAGUUAUAAGCGAAGAAGAAUUUCGUUCGUAUUGUGUAAGUACCAACAGAUUCGUAUUAAAAAAUUACGUUUUACAAGAACAUUGUUAGGGAAAAGUUAAAAAUUAUCCUUGGGGUAGUAAAUUGAUAUAAUCGCAUCGUUCUUUCGUCGCGAAUGUAAAUUGCAUUAAAUAAAUAAUACAGUUGCAAAUUAAGCAGAGUCCUUAACCUUUUCGCCGUUGAAUUGAUCGGCGAUCAGGAAUUUCUUUAACGCUGAAUUAACUUCACAAUUUAUUUGUUAAUAAUCGUACAUAUACUUAUUACUAGAACUACCGACAAUUAUAGUGUAUUUAUUUAUACCAAAGAAAUUAAAACACUAGAUACACAAAGAAAUGUGUAAUACAAUAGAAAUAAGUGUUUAUUCAUUUUCUUACGGAAAAUUGCAGUAAAUUUUCAAAAAUUCGGUCAAGUAAAUUUAUUAGAAAUUAUGACUGGGUCAUUUUGACUACUUUUGGUAGUUCUAGUGUUGUAUAUGAAAGUUAAAAAAAAGUGAAUGAAAUAUAAAAAUUUAUGAUUGUACUUGUAAAUACGAACUUUAAUUCGAUUGCACGAAAGGAUGGUUGAUCAAAUGAAGAGCAUUGUGUCAUUUAGAUCGCAAGUGUCAAUGACGUUAAGUAAACGCAAUAAUAAUUAGAGUAUUUACGAAACAAAAACU
This is a messenger RNA of Colletes gigas, 4045 nucleotides long. RefSeq names its product RNA-binding protein 28. Gene Ontology annotation, molecular function: RNA binding. The transcript is spliced from 11 exons. The coding region runs from base 129 to 2432 and encodes 767 amino acids. The record is from RefSeq and is a predicted model, not a curated record. NCBI's taxonomy places the organism in Eukaryota, Metazoa, Arthropoda, Insecta, Hymenoptera, Colletidae.